This is a messenger RNA of Dermochelys coriacea (leatherback sea turtle), 2009 nucleotides long. RefSeq lists its product as uncharacterized. The coding region runs from base 935 to 1537 and encodes 200 amino acids. The record is from RefSeq and is a predicted model, not a curated record. The transcript has 2 exons. NCBI's taxonomy places the organism in Eukaryota, Metazoa, Chordata, Testudines, Dermochelyidae.
UAUGUUCCAUUCUAUGCAUCCGAUGAAGUGGGCUGUAAACCACGAAAGCUUAUGCUCAAAUAAAUUUGUUAGUCUCUGAAGGUGCCACAAGUACUCCUGUUCUUUUUACUGAACAACAGGGGUUCAUCAGCAUUUGAUAUUGGAGCCUUCACCUUGCAUUAGAUUGGUAUCUGGGCAUACUCCCUGUUGCUACCCUUCAUGUUCCUAUGCACCAUGUUCCAGAAAAAUGCUUUCAUUCCUCAUUUUUUCCCCUCUUUCCCCUGUCUUUGGUCUAUUUUUUUUCUUUUCUGUGCAUUUUUCCUUUUUUCCUCCCUCACGUUUUCCUUCUUCUGUUUUUGGUGUGUUCUAUUUCUUCUUAUUUUUUUCCUUUGUUGUUUGUUUUCUGUUGCCUCUCUUUCAGUGACUGUCAGAGCCUGAGCCAGUCCUCCUCUCUGGAUGAACUUCAGGCUGUUGUGAUUGGAUCUAACCACUGAAUCAUAUGUGGUUCUAAGGUCCCUGGGUCUGGGUAGUGAUUGGUCACUGUUCCAAGCUCUGGGUCUCUCAGAUGCACUUCCAGGUAAAGACCGUAUAUCUGACACCUUUUCUUGGGCAGUGGAACCUCUCAGUCUGGCCACCUACACCACAGAACAUGUGCCACAGCCUUCCCGAAACCUCUUAGACAUUUUCGCCUUAGAGCAGGAGUGAUGGAAGCACUUUACAAGUAUGGGGGCCACAGGUGCCCAAACUGUGGCCCCGUCCCCCCACGCCACAUUGCCCCCUGAGGCCAUGCCCUCGCACCACCCACUCCCCCAAGGCCCCGCCUCAGGCUGACCCUUCUCCCUGAACCCCCACUAUUGCACUACCCCUUCUCCCCUUUAUAGGACUGGGAAUUUUUGAAAUUCCAUUUCCUGUUUGCUCGGCGUGGAGAGCUCACAUUGCAUCUUCUCAGCUGACCAUGGCGGCUCCACACAGCCAACACUCUUCCACUUGGAGCACACCUGAGUUGUUGGAUCUUCUGGUACUGUGGGAAGAGGAGGCUGUGCAAUCCCAGCUCUGCGCCAGCCAUAGGAACUUCGAUCCCUAUGGCGAGAUUUCUUGUGGCAUGUUGGAGAAGAGCUAUGAACAGGACAUGCAUCAGUGCCAGGUGAAGAUAAAGGAGCUGAGGCAGGUGUACCAGAAGGCAAGGGAGUCAACCCGUUGCUCUGGUGCUGUGCUGAAGACCUUCUGCUUCUAUAAGGAGCUGGAUGCCAUUCUCUGUGGCAUCUCCACCUCCUCUGCCAAGAGCCCCGUGGAUACUUCACGGGGGCUGGAGAGAGUGGCCUGUGGACUUAACCCCAAGGAUGAAGUGGUGGACGAGGAAGUGGAAUUGAGGAUGAGGUGGAACAGGCAACGGGGACAUCUUGUCAUGCUGUGGCAAGCCAGGACUUCUUCUCAACCCUGGAAGGUUCGAGCCAGUCACAGCACUCUGUCUCUGGCAUGCAUAAUGCAGGAGAGAGGGGCUCUGGUGUGGUCUUCACAGGAACCCCCUACACACCAGCAGAGCACCUCCACCAGAUAAGGAAGGGACUGAGGAGGAGCAAGGAGGACAUGUUUUGGGAGAUGCUCCAAUCCUCUCAUGCCACAGAUCAAGAACACAAGGCGUGGAGAGAACUCAAUUAAUGAAAAUUUAAAAAUAGUUAGGAGAGGAAGCAGGGGCAUGAGCAAAUUGUAGGGGGCCAGGAGCAGAUGAUAAAAGUGAAGGAGGAGCAAACAGAGAUGCUCAAGUCCCUAAUAGUGCUGCAGGCAGAACACAUGUACUCGCCUCCCCUGCCGCCCAUACAGAACUGCUUGCCAUGCCCUCCCCAAAUUAUUCCCACACAUUCCUUGCAUCUUCCUGGCCCGUUGCAGUAUCCCAUUCACUCCGCCCCUUCAGACAGCUUCCAAAAUGAUAGCUGUAGUGAGAUGCAGCUAUGAGAGCCUCCGCCAGGGAAGUGCCCUGGUCAAUGUUAUGUCCCUUUCCAGAAAGUGUUUUCUGAGUGUUGUUUGUUGAU